Molecule: messenger RNA, 1443 nt
Organism: Ambispora gerdemannii
Lineage: Eukaryota; Fungi; Glomeromycota; Glomeromycetes; Archaeosporales; Ambisporaceae
Source: the annotation of a GenBank genome assembly
AUGGCCAAUAGUUCACACAGUAGUUCACAUAGUCUACAGUCUUCUAAUGUCGUAGGUGUACAUUAUAGAGUCGGGAAAAAAAUUGGACCGAGUUUGCAAAAAUAUGAUAAUACAGAUAUUCCUCCUAGUCUUAGUAGCAAACUUGAUUGUCAUCAAUCAUUAAUUGCGAUGGAUUUAUUAAGAACAAACCUACUAAAUAAUCAACAAGUCGCGAUUAAAUUUGAACCACGUAAAAGUGAUGCACCCCAACUCCGUGAUGAAUAUCGAACUUACAAGAUUUUGGCAGGAUCACCUGGUAUACCGAGUGUAUAUUAUUUUGGGCAGGAAGGACUGCAUAAUAUACUAGUAGUUGAUCUGCUUGGGCCUAGCUUAGAAGAUCUGUUUGACAUGUGUAACAGGAAAUUCAGCAUUAAAACAGUGGUUAUGGUGGCUAAACAAAUGCUUACACGUGUGCAAACAAUUCACGAGAAGAAUCUUAUCUAUCGUGAUAUCAAACCAGAUAACUUUUUAAUUGGUCGCCCAGGAACAAAAGGAGCCAAUACAGUUCACGUUGUAGAUUUCGGCAUGGCAAAACAAUAUCGAGACCCAAAGACUAAACAACAUAUUCCCUAUCGAGAGAGAAAAAGUCUAAGUGGUACUGCAAGAUAUAUGAGCAUAAAUACUCAUCUGGGAAGAGAACAAUCACGGCGUGAUGAUCUGGAAGCUCUUGGUCAUGUUUUUAUGUACUUUUUAAGAGGAGGGUUACCCUGGCAAGGGCUUAAAGCUGCAACUAAUAAACAAAAAUAUGAGAAAAUUGGAGAAAAAAAACAAUCAACACCAAUUAAAGAAUUAUGCGAGGGUUUUCCAGAGGAAUUUGGCAUAUACCUUAACUAUGUUCGUAAAUUAGGAUUUGAAGAGAAUCCAGAUUAUGAUUUCCUCCGAGAUUUGUUUACGAAAGUUUUGAAAAACUCGAUUGAGACAGAGGAUGGUGUAUAUGACUGGAUGUUACUUAAUGGCGGUAAAGGAUGGGAAACUAGUACGAGAAAAGAUGACGGUACUCUGAACCCUGAAACUAACACACGCCUAACACUUCAUGGAACCUCAUCUCAGCAAUACAGUUCAAACGCUGGACCAUCGAUGAAUCGUGGGCAACAACCACAAAAUCCAUCAUCGCCUGCAUUAGCUCAUACGAAUUCGAAAAGAGGAUCGAAAAAACAUCCAAGUGGUAUGAUGCAACCCGGUAAUGUGGAUGAAUUGCCUUACGGAGCUCGUGUUGGAAUGAAUGGAGGUAAUGGAAAUGCUACUGGCCCUCAAGGAAAUAACCCUGCUGAUUCGAAUUCUCAUCGACGGCGCGGAAUCUGGCAAAAGUUUAUCGGGGCUUUUUGCGAAGAAUUUGAGCUAUAUCCAUUAAAACCUCGGGAGAUUGUCACAGAGUGGGUUAUUGGUACAGAGGAAGGAUAUUGA